This is a messenger RNA of Etheostoma spectabile (orangethroat darter), 1476 nucleotides long. RefSeq names its product histone acetyltransferase KAT7-like. NCBI's taxonomy places the organism in Eukaryota, Metazoa, Chordata, Actinopteri, Perciformes, Percidae. Gene Ontology annotation, cellular component: nucleus; chromatin; histone H3-K14 acetyltransferase complex. The record is from RefSeq and is a predicted model, not a curated record. Gene Ontology annotation, biological process: regulation of transcription by RNA polymerase II. Gene Ontology annotation, molecular function: transcription coregulator activity; histone H3 acetyltransferase activity; histone H4 acetyltransferase activity.
UAUAUUUUGACUUUCUUUGUUUCUCUCUCCACCCCCGACUUCCAGGAGCACCGUCAGAGCCACAGAGCUAGCAGGGAGCCGCUGCUGGAGAACAUCACCAGUGACUACGACCUCGAGCUGUUCAGGAAAGCGCAGGCACGUGCCUCGGAGGACCUUGAGAAACUUCGUCUGGCCGGCCAGGUGUCAGAGGGCAGCAACAUGAUAAAGACCAUUGUGUUUGGCCGCUACGAGCUCGACACAUGGUACCAUUCUCCAUACCCAGAGGAAUACGCCCGCCUGGGGAGGCUCUACAUGUGCGAGUUCUGCCUUAAGUAUAUGAAGAGCCAGACCAUUCUGCGCAGGCACAUGGCCAAGUGUGUGUGGAAGCACCCUCCAGGCGACGAGAUCUACAGGAAGGGGAACAUCUCUGUCUUUGAGGUGGACGGAAAGAAGAACAAGAUAUACUGUCAAAACUUGUGUCUGCUGGCAAAACUCUUCCUGGAUCACAAGACUCUGUAUUACGAUGUGGAACCUUUUCUCUUCUAUGUCAUGACCGAAGCUGACAACACAGGGUGCCAUCUGGUCGGAUACUUCUCCAAGGAGAAGAACUCAUUCCUGAACUACAAUGUGUCCUGCAUCCUCACCAUGCCACAGUACAUGAGGCAGGGCUACGGCAAGAUGCUCAUAGACUUCAGUUACCUGUUGUCCAAGGUUGAGGAGAAGGUGGGUUCCCCCGAGCGCCCCCUGUCUGCUGGGCUUAUCAGCUACCGCAGUUACUGGAAAGAGGUGCUGCUGCGCUACCUGAACAACUUUCAGGGCAAGGAGAUCUCCAUCAAAGGUCAGAGCAGGAACACAAUCUCCAAAAUGCUGCGAGUGCUGUGCCCUUCAGGAAAGUGCUGUGUGGGUGUGUGUGGGUGGCUGGGCGGUGCAGUACCGCUGUGGUGCUGGUAUCGUGGACUUCUUCUGGUGUCAGAGGUUCGUCCCCAGCACGUGACACACCGUCGGAGUCAGUCUUACCACUGCCUCAUUUCUGGUGUGUGUCGUGUUGCAACGUUGGUGACACAGAACGCCUCAGUCAGGUCACGGAUUUCCGGGCGUCUGGCGGGACUGGCUUGUCCUCCGGUACUGGAACCCUCUUGCAGUGUGAUGCGUGGACCCGCGUCGUCCUCUCGCCCUGCUGUGGGUGACCAGAAGAACCUGGGAGAGACCUUGCCAGUGUUUGGACUGCCAGUUCUUCCUCCUGAAGUUUCUCACGACCACGAAAUCUCCAGGCUGCAGCAUGUGGAGCGGUCCUCCAGCUGGGUGGGGCAAGGCAGCAGAAACCUGGAUUCUUAUGUGCGUCUGCAUUGGGACAGCAAUGCUUCUUUCCGCUGGAACACACUGCGCGCGGUGGUCACUGUGUGGACAGAUGAUUCCGAUAAACUCCCGUGGAAAGGGAGGUGUAAACGUCCCCCUCCACGGUUUCAGUUCCAGUUCAGUCAGCUGGUCACAGUCUAG